AUGUUUUCAAGUAAAAUUUUAGGUUUAAUUGCAGUUGGUGCUAUUUUUAUUGCUACAAAUCCAAAAGAGAAGGAAACAUUUGCAAAUCAACUACAAGAGAAAACUAAAAAAGAGAGUGGAUUUAUUGCAGGUUGGGCAGCAAAAGGGAUGGCAUUAUUAGAUUUGUUCACAAUUGAAGAUCAUAUCUUUUUUUCAUUAGCAUUUUUAAAUCCUCCACCACAUAGUACAGAUUCAGUUGUUGCAAUUGCUAAAGUACAUCCAUGUCAUACAUAUAAUCAAAGUCCAUUAGUUGCAAUUGGUAUUUUAAAUAAUUGGUUCUUUGUGCAGGAUUUUAUUAGGAAUUAUUUGAAACGUAUUUAA
Molecule: messenger RNA, 360 nt
Organism: Dictyostelium discoideum AX4
Lineage: Eukaryota; Evosea; Eumycetozoa; Dictyosteliales; Dictyosteliaceae
Exons: 3
Coding region: 1-360 (119 amino acids)
Source: RefSeq, a predicted model, not a curated record